Lachancea meyersii CBS 8951 is the source of this 462-nucleotide messenger RNA. Lineage: Eukaryota; Fungi; Ascomycota; Saccharomycetes; Saccharomycetales; Saccharomycetaceae. The record is from the annotation of a GenBank genome assembly.
AUGACCAGGCCAAGUAUCCAAGCUCCCAAAUGCUCAAGUUCCCCAGUGGUCAAGAAGUGUCACGUGACCCGCGACCCGCGUCCUUCUUUGACAGCACACCACAUCUCACUGCACAACACCCACAUCGUCGACUGUCUACUCAUCGUCACUCACACCACUCCCGACUCUCGACUCCCGACUACCGUUUAUCUCUAUAAAACACCCAAAACCAUCAAUCACUUCAUACGAAAACUUACCCACUAUCCACACCCACCUACACCGUUUCCACCUUCCAAUAUCGGGACCACCAUCAAAAUCGUCACCAAAAACCCUCCAUCUAAAACUCUCCAUCUUCACCACCAUUUCUCCCAUAUCUCGUCUUUCGUUCCUCUUCCACCUCGUCCACCACGAUCUUUCCCUCCGCUUACCCGCUCGUUACCCGCCCUUCGCCUCGUCCGCCGUAUCGCGAAUCUUUGCACCUAA